Phycomyces blakesleeanus NRRL 1555(-) is the source of this 763-nucleotide messenger RNA. RefSeq lists its product as hypothetical. NCBI's taxonomy places the organism in Eukaryota, Fungi, Mucoromycota, Mucoromycetes, Mucorales, Phycomycetaceae. The coding region runs from base 1 to 642 and encodes 213 amino acids. The transcript is spliced from 6 exons. The record is from RefSeq and is a predicted model, not a curated record.
AUGACCCAAACUCUGUUCAUCAGCAAGCACCCUAUUGUGGCUACCAAGGUAUCUCAGUUGAGAGAUGUCUCUCAGUCUCCCAAGCAAGUCCGCCAAUUGGUCAAUGAGCUCUCAAACCUUUUGGGAUAUGAAGCCUCGGCCAAUCUUGCUACUGUUAGCAAGAAGAGUCUCAUGAGCCCUUAUGAAGCUUAUGAAAGCACUGAUUUGAAAGAGCGAAUCGCCUUGGUCCCUGUUUUGAGAUCAGGUCUUGGUCUUGUUGAUGGUUUCCUUGAACUCUUCCCUGAGGCUCCUGUGUUCCAUUUGGGUCUUUUCCGUGAAAAGGUGUCACUUCAACCUGUUGAGUACUAUAACAAGCUGCCUCAUAACCCCAAUGUGGACAUCUGUUUUGUUCUGGACCCUAUCAUUGCCACCGGAAACACUGCAGUUGCCACCAUCAACAUUCUCAAGGAAUGUGGAAUUCCAGGCUCACAUAUCAGAUUUGUGAGCAUUCUGGCUUCUCAGCAAGGUGUCACACAGUUACAGAAGGUUCACCCAGAUGUCACUCUUCACCUUGGGGCUGUAGAUGAAACACUCGAUGCACAUGGCUAUAUUCGCCCUGGUGUUGGAGAUGCCGGUGACCGAUUGUUCAGCACAGCACUUUAAGCAGUUCCUUAUUUCUUCCAAACACAUUUUCCUCUUUAUCCUAUUAUUUUUUUUGUGUACACACUCCUUUAGAGACUCUGUGCUUUAGCUUACAGUCAAAUUGAUUAAUAAAAAAAAUCAU